CCCAUCACUAGGAAAUCCAAGUCCACACACUGUUCCACUUGCCUUGCCUUCUGCUGCCUGCUAGCAUUGUGCCUGGAUCAUGGUGACUGAGCAGUCCUGGUCCACUGUCCCUGGCAUUGGCUGACACAGAGGAGAGCAGAUGCUGCAAGAGGAAUCCGCAUCCACGGUGUAGGGAGUGCUCAGGAAAGCUGUGCUGGCCAGAUGGGAAUGCUCUAGGACAUGAGCCUGCUGGAAGCACAGCAACUUCUCCGGGAUGGAUUUCUAGCUUGGAUGUGUGUUCUGCUCCUGAGAAGGGGACAGCAGCCCAAUCAGAAGUGUGUGUGCUUUCCUUGCCUACGAUUGGAGUUCUGGGAAAUGUCAUGCAGUCCUGUCACUUCUCCUCCCCCUCAUAAGCACAGAGUUGCCUUGAAUUUCCCACUAUAAACAAAGUGGCUUGUCCAGAACCUGAGCCAUUCCUUCCCAAGUUCCUGCAGCUCCUGCUCAGUCCCAUCAAGUAGACCCCGAAGGAUUCCAGUAAAGACAAUGCAGCCAUUAGGGUUAAAUGCUAAAUCCUUUUCCUUCUAGAAUAUGAAGUGGUCGGUGAUGCUCCAAGUCCUGGCGUGGGACAUCUACAAUGCAGAGUGAUCGUCUGCUACCUCCAUUUCUCUGGAGCAUCAGGAUGAACUGCUAUGGAUUUGGUCAAUAAAGGACAGAAGAACAGUUUACUUCACAGCUCCAUGGUGAUGCAAGACCCCGGAAUGAGGAACGGCAGGGGUCUGCAGGACCAGUGGGCAGACACGGUGACUGUCAGACCAAGGACCACUGAGAGACAAAUCACUGUUCACAGGAAGCUAGUCCUGGGCUUUGCUCUGUCUAUUCUAGCUCUCAUUGUGGUGACUACCAUUGCAGUGUUCCUCAGUGUUCGGUUUGAGGAAUGCCCAGAUGGAUCCACCAGGACACUUAACAGCAGCCAGGAGGCAGCCAGGUUUAACCAAAAUCUGGAGGUAGGUAAGGAUGCUGGGGAUGGGACCAAUCAUCUGCAGGAAAAGGACCAGGAAGAAGACUGGAAACCUUGGACUUACCUGAGAUUACCCACACACCUGAGACCACUGCACUAUAACCUGAUCAUCACUGCAUUCAUGGAGAACUUUACUUUUUCUGGAGAACUCAAUGUGGAGAUUGAAUGUCUAAACUCCAGCAGAUACAUUGUGGUCCAUGCUCACAGGAUAAACGUGGAGAGAGUCCAAGUAGCAGAGGACAGGGUGGCAGGGGAUGUCAAAGUUUCCAACUUCUUUGCUUAUCCACCCAACCAGGUUUUAGUGGUUGUUCUAAACAGAAGCCUGGAGGCACAGAAAAGUUAUAACCUGAAGAUCAUUUAUAAUGCUAUUAUAGAAAACGAAUUACUUGGCUUCUUCAGGAGUUCUUAUGUGAUUCAUGGAGAAAGAAGGUCACUUGGAGUUACUCAGUUCUCUCCCAUUCAUGCCAGGAAAGCCUUUCCAUGCUUUGAUGAGCCUAUUUACAAGGCAACAUUUAAAAUAAGUAUCAGACAUCAAACAUCUUACAUGUCACUGUCUAAUAUGCCAGUGGAAACCUCAGUUUUUGAAGAAGGUGGAUGGGUUACAGACCAUUUCUCACAGACUCCAUUAAUGUCAACAUAUUAUCUUGCAUGGGCAGUAUGCAACUUCACCUACCGCGAAGCUAUCACUCGGAGCGGUGUUGUAGUGAGAUUAUAUGCCCGACCGGAUGCAAUAAGAAGGGGAUCUGGAGACUAUGCUCUUAAUAUAACAAAAAGGCUAUUGGAAUUCUAUGAGGAUUACUUCAAGGUUCCAUAUUCAUUACCAAAAUUAGAUUUAUUAGCUGUGCCAAAACAUCCUUAUGCUGCAAUGGAAAAUUGGGGAUUAAGUGUAUUUGUAGAGCAAAGAAUUCUUCUCGACCAAAGCAUUUCAUCAAUUUCAUACUUAUUGGAUGUCACCAUGGUCAUUGUGCAUGAAAUCUGUCACCAGUGGUUUGGAGAUCUAGUAACUCCCGUUUGGUGGGAAGAUGUGUGGCUAAAGGAAGGCCUGGCUCAUUAUUUUGAGUUUGUGGGAACAGACUACCUCUAUCCUGGCUGGAACAUGGAAAAACAAAGAUUUUUGACGGAUGUGUUGCAUGAAGUGAUGUUACUUGAUGGAUUGGCCAGUUCACAUCCAGUUUCACAAGAAGUUCUUAAAGCUACUGAUAUUGAUCGAGUUUUUGAUUGGAUUGCAUAUAAGAAGGGAGCAGCUUUAAUUCGAAUGCUGGCUAAUUUUAUGGGCCAUAAAGUAUUUCAGAAAGGACUGCAAGAUUUUUUAACAAUCCACAAAUAUGGCAAUGCUGCAAGAAAAGAUCUUUGGAACACUCUCUCAAAGGUAUUGAAAAAUGAAGGUAAAUCUGUCAACAUUCAAGAAGUGAUGGAUCAGUGGACACUACAAAUGGGGUAUCCCGUCAUAAGUAUAAUAAGAAAUGAGACCGUGGAUGAUGGUAUAACAGUUACUCAGGAGCACUUCUUAUAUAAUAUAGAUGUUAAUAACCGAGACCUUGAGCAAAAGAAUAAUAGUUACCUUUGGCAGAUUCCAUUAACCAUUGCCAUAGGAAAUAGUAGCCAUAUCUCCCCCCAGACAAUUUUAUGGGUGUCUAACAAAUCAGAAUACCACCGGAUUCCCAUGUUGGAUGAAAGCAAUUGGAUCCUUGGGAACAUUGAUCAGAUUGGUUAUUUUAGAGUUAACUAUGAUGUCAAGAACUGGAGAUUACUUAUUGACCAACUAACAAAGAACUGUGAGGUCAUUUCUGUCAGUAAUCGCGCUGCUCUGAUCGAUGAUGCUUUCAAUCUGGCGAGGGCUGGAUAUCUGACACAAAACAUCCCUUUGGAGAUUAUAAGAUACCUUUCUGAAGAAAAGGAUUUUCUUCCCUGGCAUGCAGCAAGCCGAGCUCUUUAUCCUCUAGAUAAAUUGCUGGACCGAACUGAGGACUACAGUAUAUUCAGUGAAUACGUACUAAAGCAAGUGGCAACAAUGUAUUUCCGACUUGGCUGGCCUGUUAAUGGACACAAUGGAUCAAUAAUUCAGACAUUUUACCAGGCAGAGGAGCUCAGAAGGGAAGUCAUAAUGUUGGCUUGCAGUUUUGGCAACAAGCAGUGCCAUCAAGAAGCAGCAACAAUGAUCUCCGACUGGAUUUCCAGUAACAGAAACCGAAUUCCACCAAAUGUCCGGGACAUUGUGUAUUGCACAGGAGUUUCUUUAAUGGAUGAAGAUGUUUGGGAGUUUAUUUGGAUGAAGUUCCAUUCUACCACAGCAGUUUCUGAAAAGAAGAUUUUACUGGAAGCACUUACCUGCAGUGAUAAUAGAAACCUACUAAACAGGCUUCUGAACCUUUCCCUGAAUUCUGAAGUAGUACUAGAUCAAGAUGCCAUAGAUGUUAUAAUUCAUGUAGCACGAAAUCCACAUGGAAGAGACUUAGCCUGGAAAUUUUUCAGGGAUAAAUGGAAAAUUCUAAAUGCAAGGUACGGAGAAGCAUUAUUUAUGAAUUCAAAACUUAUUAGCGGAGUUACAGAAUUUCUCAAUACAGAAGAAGAACUAAAUGAGCUAAAACAUUUUAUACAACUUCAUAAAGUUGGAUCAGCAGUGGCUCCUCUGUCUCGAGCCCUCGAAACUGUAGAUGCAAAUGUACGAUGGCAACUCCUCUACAGGGAAGAGCUCUUUCAGUGGUUAAGGAAAACACUGAAACAAUAAACUUUUGAACCUUCAAGUACUGAUCCAGAAUUUCCAACAGAGUGUCAUUUCUUGGAAAAGACCAGAAUGCAUGCUGUAAAAUUAAUUGGAAACAGCAAAAUGGGGCACAAUGUGACCCACUAUAUUUUUGCACUUGGCUCUUUUUCAAACAAGAAGAAACUUUUUCAAAUUAAAUGACUAUAAAAGAUUAUAAUACAACAUCCUGGCUUCCUGGGAAAACAUUACAUACAAAAGCAUGUUGAUGUUACUGUUUUCAACCUAUAUUUUGUGCAUGGUCGUGUAGUCAGCCUGUGAACUCCAGCAUGCUUACCUUAACUGUCCAGGUUUUUGUAUAUGAGCUGCUGUUACAUCAAGAGGGGCAUUAAGCAAAAGCACAAUGACAAUAUAUAUAUAUAUAUAUAUAUAUAUAUAUAUAUAUAUAUAUAUAUAUAUAUGACAAUCAGUGUCUUCAAGAACUCAAGAUGAAGGAUAAAAUAUCCUAUGACAACUAGUGCUGAAAGUGUGCAGAACCUCAUUGUACUAGUAUACAGAUUGUCUAGCAGUGAUUGAUAUUUCUAUUAAAAACUACAAAAUAUUUUGAGAAUCAAACAAUGUAAUAUAUAAAUGCAUAU
Hyla sarda is the source of this 4336-nucleotide messenger RNA. RefSeq names its product thyrotropin releasing hormone degrading enzyme (gene TRHDE). Gene Ontology annotation, molecular function: peptide binding; zinc ion binding; metalloaminopeptidase activity. The coding region runs from base 669 to 3725 and encodes 1018 amino acids. NCBI's taxonomy places the organism in Eukaryota, Metazoa, Chordata, Amphibia, Anura, Hylidae. Gene Ontology annotation, cellular component: cytoplasm. The record is from RefSeq and is a predicted model, not a curated record. The transcript is spliced from 19 exons. Gene Ontology annotation, biological process: peptide catabolic process; proteolysis.